Molecule: messenger RNA, 531 nt
Organism: Kwoniella botswanensis
Lineage: Eukaryota; Fungi; Basidiomycota; Tremellomycetes; Tremellales; Cryptococcaceae
Exons: 1
Coding region: 1-531 (176 amino acids)
Source: RefSeq, a predicted model, not a curated record
AUGCAGGUCAUGUGUCAAUACGGUCUUCGUGUGUUAGGUGUACUUGACGAAACGAGAAGGACUGCCUUGACCAACGACUCUUCGCCAUUGCUAGCUCCAGCAGACGAGGGCGAAGGCGGAUUGGUGAGCGUUGUGAGAGUAAAGGAUUGCGCGAGGAUUGUAAUCCCUAGUGAAGGGAAACAAGCUUUGACCUUGAGUUUGGCAGACUUGAUCAAGCUCGUUGAGAGCGAAGAAGCAGCAGGAAAAGAGAGAGGGGAAGAGCGCAUGCCGAGUGAGUGUAUAUUCCAGCUUUACCAUGCUGAUCCACCAGUCCAUACUUUACCUCCCACAACCACCCUGAUCUAUGCUUGUCAUCUCAUCCUGGCCACCUCUUCGUCGAGAGUUUUCGUUCGUACCGAUUCCACCCCUUCUCCUCUCCUCUCGCCUACCACCGAGCCAUCAAUAUUACCCAUACCCCCGGCUCAACUAUCUCCUCACUGUGUAUUGUCAAUUGUGGAUGUGUUCAGAUGUCUUGUAGCGGUUUACACGUAA